Ascochyta rabiei is the source of this 276-nucleotide messenger RNA. RefSeq lists its product as uncharacterized. Lineage: Eukaryota; Fungi; Ascomycota; Dothideomycetes; Pleosporales; Didymellaceae. The coding region runs from base 1 to 276 and encodes 91 amino acids. The transcript has a single exon. The record is from RefSeq and is a predicted model, not a curated record.
AUGCCGCGCCGGAUGGACCUAGUACAAGCAAUACCUGCUAAGAAUCUUAUAGUAAUUAGCUCACAACCAGUAAAUCCAUCGCCAGCGCCUCGCCAGCCGCCGCGGCAGCAACCUUAUCCAUCGCCAACGCCUCGCCAGCCGCCGCGGCAGCAACCUCACUUUGCAACGCCUCUGCUGUGGCAGCAGCCUUACUUUGCAACGCCUCCGCCGUCGUAUGGGCACCUAAGCCAUCAACCGCUGCCACUGAUGGCUUACAAUCCUCUCUACCUGCCCUAA